Molecule: messenger RNA, 2954 nt
Organism: Ictalurus furcatus (blue catfish)
Lineage: Eukaryota; Metazoa; Chordata; Actinopteri; Siluriformes; Ictaluridae
Gene: itgb8
Product: integrin, beta 8
Exons: 15
Coding region: 473-2848 (791 amino acids)
Biological process (GO): cell migration; cell adhesion mediated by integrin; integrin-mediated signaling pathway
Cellular component (GO): focal adhesion; integrin complex; cell surface
Molecular function (GO): integrin binding
Source: RefSeq, a predicted model, not a curated record
UAAAGGCGCGCGUGCAACCUCACUUUUGAAGGGCCCGAGCGAGCGCGCGCGAUGACCGGCAUGGUCAAACAGCACGUCUAUUAUCAUCAUCAUCAUCGUCGCAUUUCAUUCCCGUAACAGGAGCACGCUGAUGGCCGCGGGUCCGGUUUCUGCCCGACACCACCACCUGCGCGUGUGUUCGGGCUAAAUGGAGGAACGGUGCGGACUUUCGUUCUCCUUCUCCACGAGCGCUCGGCUCGAACAAAACGGGCUUUGUGGGUUUGUUCCCGUGAUAAUCCGACUUUAUUCCAGGGGAAAUCUGAACGCCGUUUGGGAUUAGGCGGUUACUGGGGUAAAUGCGUUACGGUGCCGGUCGCGAGCUCGGUCUUUUGUUUAAAACAGAGUGACGUUUUCUCCGGAGAAGUCUCGCGCUCGGUCUCAGUCUCGAGUGAAAACUACCUGGCGCGGAAUCACUCCGUUCUCCAGUGCUGCUAUGAGUUCCUGGCUGCUUACAUACUGUAACCUCGUUCUCCAUAGUGCGGUGCUCAUUGCUCUGUUCGCCUUUGCAUCCUCUCAUUCGGCUGAUAAUAAGUGUGGGUCACCUCUCGUCUCGACGUGUCAAGAAUGCCUGAGCCGUGGACCAGAUUGCGCCUGGUGCUUUCAGAAGAGCUUUCUGGAUGGAACGCAUAUUAGCGAGAGGUGUGAUUCUGCUGCUCAGCUCAUGCUUAAAGGCUGCGGGGAGGAGUUUAUCGAGAAUCCUGGAGUUAAAGUGGAGGUAAACAUGACGGUGAGCAGCUCACAGGUGACUCCUCGAGACAUCUCCAUCCAGCUACGGCCAGGCAGUGAGGCAAGCUUCAUUGUGGAAGUGAAGCAGUUGGAGUUGUAUCCAGUAGACCUGUACUACCUGGUGGACGUCUCUGCCUCCAUGCAGGAGAACCUGGACCGGCUGAAGACCGUCGGAGUGACUCUUUCCCACCGCAUGAAGGAACAUUCCAGCGAUUUCCAAGUGGGGUUUGGAUCAUUUGUGGACAAGCCAGUCUCUCCCUAUAUUGAUGUGCAUCCUUCGAAAAUCAAAAACCCUUGCAGUAAUUAUGAGUUGCAGUGCCGGCCAGCCCACGGCUUCAUCCACGUCCUGCCCAUCACCGACAACAUGACAGAGUUCAAGCAUGUGAUUCAGCAGCAGAGGAUCUCUGCGAACAUGGACACACCAGAGGGAGGCUUUGACGCCAUGCUGCAAGCAGCUGUGUGUCAGAAAGACAUUGGCUGGCGACCUGAGGCUAAGCACCUGCUGUUGGUCAUGACCGAUCAGCCAUCUCAUCUGGCACUGGAUAGCAAACUGGCAGGCAUCGUGGUGCCCCAUGACGGGCACUGUCACCUAGAAGACGGCAUUUAUUCCCAGUCCGCCUACAUGGAGCACCCAACCAUCGGGCAGCUGGCAGAGAAGCUUCUAGAAAACAGCAUUUACUCCAUAUUUGCUGUGAAUCAGAUGCAAUAUAAGUGGUAUGAGGAUUUGGUGCCUAUUCUUCCAGGUACUUACCUGGGCAGGCUACUUCCCAAAGCCUCUAAUCUUACAAACCUUGUGGUGGAUGCAUACAAGAAACUCCUAUCAGAUGUCGGAGUGGAGGUGGAGGUCGAGGACAGAGAAGCACACAGAUUCUGGGUCAGUGUAACAGCAGUUUGCCCAAAUGGAUCCACUGCGGCAGGAAGCAGCAAAUGCACCAACGUUCAACCCGGGCAAAAAGUCUUCUUCAACAUCACAGUGGGAAUGCGAGCAUGCCCAGAAAAGAAUGAUGCACUGCAAAAAGAAAAUGAGCCUGAGGUGAUGUUGGUGGUGAGACCUGUGGGAUUUAACGAAUCCAUGACUGUGCGAGUGCGGCAGGCCUGUGUGUGUAGCUGUGGUGGGGCAGGACCUUGCCAUGACAAUCCAGAAACUUCCCUCUGUGUGUCUGGAGACGAUCCAGGAGUUGAGGGGAGUUUGAUGGACAGCUGCCGAGAUGUGAAGACAGGCCUGAUGUGCAGCGGCAGGGGAACAUGUGUGUGUGGGGCGUGUGUGUGUGACCUGAGCAGCCUUGGGACCAUCUACGGAAAGUUCUGCGAGAAGGACGACUUCUCCUGUCCCAAUGAGAGGGGUCUAAUGUGUGGAGGACAUGGCCAGUGCAUCGCAGGGGAAUGCUCAUGUCAGCCUGGCUGGAUGGGUGAGAGUUGUGGCUGCCCUGUCUCCACAGAAAGCUGCGUUUUGUCUGAUGGCUUGGUGUGCAGCGGGCACGGAAAGUGUGUCUGUGGCAAGUGUGUUUGUGAUCACCCCCGACGCUCUGGAGCGUUCUGUGAGAAGUGUGCCACCUGUGUAAACUCCUGUCAAUCACACUGGAGUUGUGUGGACUGCCACCUGUCUAAAGGCUUCGCAGCAGACGAUACACAGCAAUGCAACAGAAGUUGCACUUCACUGGUGGCCUAUGUUGAUGACAUUACUGAGCUGAUCAGAGGGAAGUACUGUCUGUACCACAGCAGGGAGCAGUGCGUCAUCAGGUUCCAUGUGGACAUGGCCUCACACGGACCACAGCUACAGAUUAGCAGGCAUGCUGAGUGUGUGUUCAGCCACCGGUACUUUAAAACCUUCCUCAGUGUUUUCCUCCUCACCGUGGUUCUGGGUCUGGGAAUCCUGGCUGUAGUGCGUUUACUGCUCCGCAGCCAGAACUGGUCGCUGAGGGGACACGUCAUGGAGCAGUUUGACGACAGCAAUAAGAACCUGUCAUAUGCACCCACCCCCAGUGAGAAGACGAUAACCUACAGGCGGGACUGUCUCCCUGACCGGCCCAUGGAGAUGCACGUUCAUGUUCACAAAAUGCCCCUGCACGACAUCUUUCCAUGACAGGCGGAGAACAAGAAAGAAAGGAGGCGAACAAGAGCAAUAAGCAAAUGAAUGCACACUUGUUUUCCUAAAACACACUCCAUGGGGUUUUUUUGUUUUUGUGUGU